Helobdella robusta is the source of this 6045-nucleotide messenger RNA. RefSeq lists its product as hypothetical. The coding region runs from base 1 to 6045 and encodes 2014 amino acids. The record is from RefSeq and is a predicted model, not a curated record. Gene Ontology annotation, molecular function: protein binding. The transcript has 8 exons. Lineage: Eukaryota; Metazoa; Annelida; Clitellata; Rhynchobdellida; Glossiphoniidae.
AUGGAAAAGUACGAUGCAGAAGUGAGGCAUCCGGCAAGUCCCAGAAAAUGUGUUCCUCCAUAUUUGAACUCAUACUCCAAACCGAAACCUAUGUUGCCUUUGCACAAACGAAUUGAAAAAACUUCAGCAAAAAAUGUUUCAGAUUUUCCUAGCAAGUUAUUCCGCUCGAAUGCAAUUGUUGGCAGUUUUGAUACACUCACACCGUUCAACAGAAAUAUUCCAAAUCAGUUAAAUUUCAGUCCUAACAACGCAGGUUACGCAAACUUGUACAAUCUCUACAAGCGUCAGCUGAUGUGUGACAUCGUCGUUAUAGCUGCCGAUGGACACGUGCAAGCUCACAAACUUGCACUGUGUUUGUGCUGUCUCGAAAUGGUUGAGGUCUUCUCAAGGUACGAAGGUAACGAAAUGUUUAACAUCGAUCUCAGUGACUUCUCUUUGGAAAUCGUUAAAUCAGUUCUAGAGUAUGUGUACACGUCAGUGUUGAACUUGUCGUCCGAAAAUGUUGGCCAGAUAAUGUUGUGUGCCCAGCAACUGAACAUGACUUCUGCCAUCCAGCUCUGCACUGACUACAUGAUAGAAAACGUCAAUCCGUCAAACGCUGUCCUCUUCUACUCCAUCGCUCUCAACAACGACUGCAGCUCUCUCAGAGAGGCUUCCUUCACUGUCAUCACUCACCACUUCAUCAACAUCUCACAAACAACACACUUCCUCCUUCUCCCUUUAAAAAGUCUGAAUAGCAACGACAACAUUUUUAGAUUGCUUCCCAUUCUUCAAAGUGGCGAACUGAGAGUGAGGAGUGAGAAGGACAUCUUGGAUGCGGUCAUCAACUGGGUCAACUAUGAUCAACAAACAAGAGUGCCUCUGGCCAAUGAACUUUUGUCCUGCGUGUACCUCGGCAACAUUGAACCCAUCCUGGUCUUAACAGAACUACGUCAGAAUGAAUGGAUGUUGUCCGACCUCAAUUGUCUCAGGGUCUGCCUACUUGGCCUGAUGCAAAGCAAGCCACAAAAUUUUAAAGAAGUCAUCCAGGACAAUACAAUUAUCGACGAGUUCUAUCCACCCAACUGCCUCAACGUUACUGCUAAGCCUGCUCAAUAUAAUUACCAAUGGCAGCCUCAACAGGUUUAUGAUUUUUUUCGGCUCCCCAGUCAUCCGCGUGAAUUUUCUCCGCACCAUUUUUCGUAUAACAAGGUAACAGAUGAAAAAUGUGUACAGACAUGUGAGAAAGUUGAGCAAGUUUCACAGCAUGGUUUUCUGCGCGGAGAAUCUUCUUACUGCAACAAAUCUGAAUUUAAGCGCUCUUCCCACUUGCCAAGUAGCAAUGACGCACUAAGCAUACAACCGAACGUACAACGCAACACUGCAACUUAUAAAUAUUUUCCUCAUAAAGAAAGUACAAACCACAACAAUUUCAAAGAAACAGAAUUAAAUGUUAACAAGUCUUCAUUGAACGAUCAGCAGAGUAAAAUUUGUUUAACUUUAGAUAAGAAAGAAAUCUUUCACAGGGAACAAUUGUUGAAAACUUUUCCAAGCAACAAAGUAAAAAACAACAUGGGACAUAGCCUGACUCAAAUAGUUUCAACUGAAUCAAUCAGCUCAGAAACAGAUGUUGGUGAGAAAAGAAUUUGCAAGAAAGUGGAUUCCUCUUAUUAUCGCAAGAUUUUGGGCUCUAAAGAGAUUGGACCGUCGACCGAUCUGGAAAGUCGUUUGAUAGGUGGAGAUGAAUUUCUAAUUGACCCGAACGACGAGGACUCGAUAAAAUCUGCUAUUGAAAGACCAAGCAGACAAGCAAGGCAGAGAAGAAAUCAGACACACAAAACUCUGUCGCUACCGAAGUCGCUGUCGUCGAAGGCACGUGGACGUCUGUCAGUUUCGUCGUCUGUUUCCUCGUCAUCAUGCACCACAACGUCGAAAACAACAUCAUUCACCACGACGACUGACAAUUCAACAACACAACCAUCAAUAUCAACUACGAAAUUUAAUGAAAAAAAUCAUCAUGCAAAAUUGCAGCCGAAAAAACCUCUGUUACAGUUAGAAAAAAUGCAUUUAAAGCAAAAAUUUAGAGAUAAAGAAGAACAGCAGAUGCAAAACCAUCAGCAGCAACAACAACAAUCCAGCACUAAGUCACAACAUUGCAAAAAAGUUAAUUCGCGUCAUUUGGCUGAACAAAAAAAUUCAAAGCAAAAUGAAACUGCACAGCAACUAAACAAGCAGAUAUAUGAGCUUGAUCAUCAAAAAGAAGAACAGCAUCAACCGCAGCAGCAGCAGCAGCCACAACAACAACAACAUGUUUCGUUGCAACCACCUGACAUGCAGCAGCAUACAAGUGUGCAAAAGUUGAAGGAUGGAGAACAAGGUGCUCAACAACCUCGCAACCUUCAAACAGAACCUGAAAUGAAAAAAUCACUUCAAGAUGAUAUGAAAACAGAGUUGACCGAAACACUGAGGAAGCAACUUUUGGAACUAGCUCAACAUCAACAACACCAACAAAAUCAACAACAGCAACAACACAAAGAAGGAAUAUUUGAUCAAUUUCAACUGCACCAGCAACUACUACACCAACAGCAACAAAUACAGCAACCACAGCAACAACAUUUCCAACAAUAUUUUCAACAAGUGCAUGAACAACAUAUUAAAGGUCCAAACCAACAAUCCAUAGCAACACCGGAACAAAAUUAUUUGAAUCAACAACAUCUAAUUGACAAUCAACGGUUAUUUUUAAAUGCACGACAACGAGAAAUUUUGGCAACAAGCCCAUACACAGCCCAUGUUUAUUCAAUAGACCAACUUCAAUAUCCCACAGCAGCGAGCUUUUCACCACCACCACUACAAAAACUACCACAAAUACAACAACCGCAAUUUAUAAUCGGACAAUAUACUUCACCACAGCAACCACACAAACUACAACAACCAUAUCAACAGCCACAAAGUACCCAAUACCCGUCUCAGCAUUUACAACACUCAACAGUUAAACUGUAUUCAUCAUCACCGCAACACGGACAAGCUCAAGAUUCAGCACACCAGUAUCCAGCUUCAACUCAACAUCACUAUUCACCAAUUCAACAUCUUCCAUCACCAUUGCCACAACCAGUGCACUACUUGAAGCAACAGCAGCCACACUUGACAGCAGAUCUCCAUUCGCCAACCCAACAACCAACUCAACAUGGCACACAAUAUUCUUCAACACAUCAACAACCCAAAACACUCGCACUUCAUUCACAGCAACGUACACAGCGUAUGAAGUUGAAGAAGCGAAAUGCGCAUUCGACAAACGACCAACACUAUUUUAGUUCUGAGCAGACAUCUGAUGACGUGUGUAGCUUACCUAACCACUGCUUCGGAUACUGCAGCGACAACAGUGCCGAUUGCUGCCCUUCAACAUUGUUAGAUAUAAAUUCUAUUGUCACUCAGUCAUCAGUUGAGUCUCCGAAACUUUGUCAGAUGCAACAAAAACAUCCAUCCCGUCAGUCACGUCAGUCACAACAAAAAAGUGUUUUGCGAGAGUUACUUCGAAAAGGUCUUACGAAUGAGGACAUCUCAUUGUUCAUUAAUCACCCACUCGUCAAGUCAAAGUUACAACAGUUUCAACAACGUCAAAAAAAUCAACAACCACAACAAAAACAACAACAACACAGUCAACAGCAAAGCCAACAACAACUGAAUCAACAACAAAGGCAACCGCAAAAUUCAAAGCAACCUCAACAACAGCACAAAGAACAACAAACAAAACAUCAUCAACAACAACAACAGCUACGAAAUCAAAAGCAGCACAACGAACAACACCAACUGCGAUACAGAGAGCAAAUGCGCAAGCAGCUCCAGCAGCAGCAACUUUAUGGCUCAGGCACUUCUUUAUUACUGGAACAGAAAAAGCAACAACAACAGCAUUCACAACACCAGCAACCUCAACAACAAUCGCAACAUUCACAACAACAAAAAAAACAACAGCCUAAUCAGCAACCACAACAUCAACAACCUCAACGACAACAACCACAACAUCAGCAACCACAACAUCAGCAACGACAAUCGCAACGUCAACAAAUGGAGCCAUUUCUUAAUCUUAUAAAAAUUUCCCAGCAUCCUAAACCAGAAAACGAUCAUCAGCAGCAUGAACAGUCACAACUUCGCAAACAGCAACCACUCAUUCAUCAAAAACAACAACUUGAUUCACACUGCAAGAAUCAACAAGCAGCUAAUCUAGUGCAUCAGCCACUGAAACGACAUCUUGUUACAGCACGUUCAAAACAAUCCAUUCCAGAGAAGCGAAAGUUCUCGACAUUGCAGAAAAAAAAUUAUUUUCAAACGCAGCGUCAAAAAUUUUUAAACUUGAAGCGGCUGGCAGACAGCUUGGCACCUCCCCCACCCCCCACACCACUCACACCACGCAACCAAAAAGUUACGAAGACGUUGCAUGAAACUGUUGAAACGACGAGUGAAAAAUUAGCAACAGAUCUCUCCUCAAAGCAGCAUCAACAACAACAACAACAUCAGCAGCAGCAGCAGCAACACACAUUAUCGCAACGAACGCUUAACAAUCCGCGAAUUGAAGAGCGAGAUGAAACGUCGACAAUGAACAGCACAACUGCCGACAACCAAUCUCCUCAUCAAGGCUGUGUUCAAAAAAAUUUCAUUAACCAAAGUUUUGCUGAGCAACUUCUUUCAUUGAAGUUAAAUUCCGAACAAACAACAUCAGCAAAUAAAAAAAUUGCUCUUUUUCCAAAUUACCGUCAACGACAACAACAACGAAAUCAGCAGCGUCAAAAGCUUGAGCAAACGAAUCAAUCUCUCAAGCAGCACCUUCAAAAUCUUAAAACAUCUCAGAAGCGUCAACAGCAACCACAACAAAGAAGCCUCAAUCACUCGAAGUUUUUACCACACCAAUUUGAAACGGAUACUGCAAGUUUGUUUCAGAGUAACACACCGACAGACAGCAAGAUUUCAAAAACUGCAAAGGGUCAGCCCAGCAAGGAUAUUGAUUACGCCCUUAUUAGCAUUCAGGAACUUGAGAAGUUAAAUGAAUCAAGUGAGAGCCCUCGGCACAUAUUGAAAACAUUGUUCCAUCCUCUCCAACAAAAUGAAAACAUUACAAAUAACGCGCGAAAAAAUUUAAAACAAAGUAGUAAGUUGAACUAUAAAACUAGCAGUAGAGCGAAAACUAUAAACAAAAGAACCAUGAGAAAAGAGAGAGCUUAUUACAAACUUCUAUCACAAGGUCUCGCUCCUGAUCGCAUAGACCAACUACUCUUUCCAUGUGAGUCAGCUGAACAUUCAGCCGUGCGGCAAAGACCGCAACGUCAUCAGCAACAUCAUCUGCAGCAGCAGCAGCAACUACAGCGGCCACAUCAUCAACAACAACAACGACCGCUACUUCAACAGCAUCAACAAUAUCAGCAAUGUCAACAAAGAAUGUUGCAACAGCUUUAUACUCCAAGACCAAAAGAGAAACAUGAACUGCAAGGCAACGAUAACGUAUUGAACAACAAUAAUGUGAAUUUUCACGAGUGUUCACAAAACCCACACAACUAUAACCCACUACGACGAGACCAGCAACAUCAAAUUCAGAAAGUGUACGAACAACAUUUGUACGAAAAGCAACAGCAGCAGCAGCAACAACAACAACAACGUCAUGACCAGCAACAACAAAUAAAGCAACAAACCACCACUCAAAACGGACAGCAGCAACCAGAUGAUCGCCACAAGUCAAACCAUCAAAAAUCGUUACUCUGCGAUAUGCAACGGUUUAAGAAACAGCGGUUUCAAUCUCACGGUGAAGAAGCUGUAUCUAGAUCAACAUCCUCAUCGUCUUCGUCAUCUUCACCACCAUCUCCCUCCAAAAUAUCGCCAACACCAUCAAAACUUGCGCCUGAAAAAGAAACAGAAGAUAAUGAAAAGAUACUUGAUGACAAGAUUUCGGAAGAAAAAGCUUCAUCAUCCCCGGCUUGCUUGAAGGUUUGCAAACGUUGCAGUAAAAGUUACAAAAACAACAACCCAAACAGCAACUACACCUACCACAACAACAACUACCACAACAACAACAACAACUAA